UUUUGUUAUUGAUAGUGACUGUUUACAUACAGCUUCUUGAAAAUUGAUGUUCUUGAGCAGAACAUUAAAUUGUAAAUUUUGUAAAAUUUUCCAUGUAAACAUGGAAAAUGUUCUCAUCGAUGACUUGCCUGAAGAGAUACUUCCGCUCAUAUUCAACAAUCUAGCGUUGAGGGAUCUGAAAAAUGUAUCCCUUGUAUGCAGGAUAUGGUCACACGUUGCCUUCUCAGGUCGAUUCCUUAACAAGUUUUUAUUACCGUAGCGAUCAGCUAGUGAUAGAUAUAUUAUUGACGGUGAUUAGGAAACUCGAGAAUUCUAUCAUCACAGUGAAGAUUUGUCCCAAUUAUUUUAUCAUGUUACAUGACUUACGUCAGAUUUUGGGACUGGUACCUAAUCUGGAAAAUCUUUACAUUGUGUCUCGAAUUUGCCCAGAGCUCGGUGGGCGAGAAAUUAUGGAGCCAUUUCCGGUGCUACGAAGGCUCAAACAUCUGUACCUGGAGAAUGAUGGCGGUCUACAGCUGGAUGAAAUUGAUUUCCGUGAUUUAACUCCGAACAUCGUCAGCCUGGAUAUGGAUUGUGACUCGGAAAGAGCGCUGGCUGUGUACAAACAUUUUAGCCUGCAGCUCCGCGAGAUUGCCGUUUUCUUCAAGAGAGAUGACUUCUUCCUUCCGUUUUGUGACCUGCGGUUCGCCGAAUUGGAAGUGCUAGAUUUUCACAGCGAUGAUCAACAAUUUGAUGUCCCAUACGCGGUACAAACGAUUUGUAACUUCUUCCGGCGGAUGCCCAAACUACAGAAGCUCACAUUGCGAUGCAAAGUGAACGAACAAGUUCUUGCGGCAAUAACCACGAGUUGUCCAGAAUUGACGACGUUGUAUUUGAAAGGGGAUAACCUGGAGGACACAUCUUUCCGACAUUUGAGCCAUUUGAAAAAGUUGAAUAGUCUUAGAAUCGAAGGCUGGAUUCGAUGUGACAUUCUGCACACUUGCAACCCUCUUCCAUCUCUACACAACAUAUAUCUGCACUCUAUGCUUAUCGAUGACACGCAAGGAUUUUUCGGGCUGCUUAAGGAUUUUGCGCCCAAUCUCCGAACACUGGAGGCUAUCGAAUCGGACAUCGAUGACGAAUGUUUGAAGCAUAUUAGUUGUAACAUUACGACGCUUCAAACUUUGGUGCUGGAUUUUUGCCCUAAUAUCACCGAUGAGGCCUUCUGUUUUUUGGAUCGUCUCGAACAGCUGCGCGUCUUGAAGCUAGGCUAUUUGGAUAUUCCACAGACUCUUUUCGAAAUAAUACCGGAAAACUCAAUCCGCCAUUUCUCACUGUAUCGCUGUGAUAAAAUUGAUGACACAGCGCUGCCGAUGGUAGCGGAGAAAUUCCCCAAACUGUGUUACCUGGAGAUUGCCAGCUGUCACAAGAUAACGCUCGAAGGCGUUGAGAAGAUACGCGAGCUAAUGCCCAAUACGAAUGUAGAGAGUUUUCUACUUUUCUAGCUAAACGGGAAAACCACAACAAAAUACUAUACGCUACUAUUUGGUCGUAUUCAGUGCAAACUGCAACGAUUUUACGACGAACGAGAUGAAAUCGAUGGCUGACUAUUCCUUUUUUUAGUAAAUACACCUCUAACUAUGACCACUAGACCACAUUGACGCCGUGUAAAUGAAUGCACACUAGCUCUUAAUCAAGUCAAUAAUGUAAAUCUAACCUGAUGUAUAGUUUAAGCUUUAAUCAUGAGCCAGUUGUAAGAAACAUCGCUUACCAAAGACAGUGAGAAGAUGAACGUUUCUGUUUCUGUCACAGUAAAUCUUCUGAAGAUACUUUCAUUGUUGUCUGCCAUCCAUGGUCGAACUCCGUUUCUUUUCCCGAAUAUUUUCCAUGUUUUGUUCGAAAUUAGAUCUGAAGUUUUAGCCCUCGUUUUGAUAAUGUUAAUGUUAGUUACCUUCAUUAACCCACUAUUUGCAGCAAAUAAACGAUAGAAUUCUGAAUAGAAGUAUCGGAAUAAAAAAAAGUGUCUCGCCAAGGAAACAUCUGAAAUUUUCGAUCGUAGAUUGUGA
Messenger RNA from Toxorhynchites rutilus septentrionalis, 2045 nucleotides. RefSeq lists its product as uncharacterized. Gene Ontology annotation, molecular function: protein binding. The record is from RefSeq and is a predicted model, not a curated record. Gene Ontology annotation, cellular component: SCF ubiquitin ligase complex. NCBI's taxonomy places the organism in Eukaryota, Metazoa, Arthropoda, Insecta, Diptera, Culicidae. Bases 183 to 1484 code for a protein of 433 amino acids. Gene Ontology annotation, biological process: SCF-dependent proteasomal ubiquitin-dependent protein catabolic process. The transcript is spliced from 7 exons.